AUGGAAAUGGUCGAGCUGUACUGCGAGCUGCUGCUGGCCCGCGCCAACGUCCUCGACCAGCUCGCCUUCACCGAGAAGGGCGCGCAGGCGCGCGCGCACGCGCGCGACGUCGCCCUCGCCCUGAAACGGGAGACAUCGCCCCAACCCGCGUCGCAGGCGCAGCAGAAAGCCAAGCCGGGCUCGCUGUUUGGCCGGCUCAAUCCGUUCGGUGCUAGCCCGGCCUCUGCGCCCCCCACCACCAGCCCCGGCGGAGACGGAGACCUCAGUGCAAGCGCAGGCAUAAGCGGGGAGGAAAGCGCCUACCUCGAUCCAGCGCUGGACGAAGCCGCCGCGGCUAUCUUCUACGCGUGGUCGCGCUUCCCGCACGACGUGCGCGAGCUGACCAUCCUGCGCGGCCUGCUGGCCGACCGCUACGGGAAGGACUUUAUGGCGCUGGCGCAGGACAACCGGUUCGCGGAGGGCGAUGGGCUGCGCGUGCCGGAGCGGCUGGUCAAGGGGUUGCGCGUGCGGCCGCCGGCGCCGGAGCUGGUGGAUAGUUAUCUGCGCGAGAUUGCGCGGGCGUUCCUGCGUUUGAUGAUGGGGAUGCGGAUGGUGAUGCGGGUGCAGAUGGGGAUCUCCCGUCAACGCCGCGCAAAGGCUCCACGUCUGACCCGGCCGAGUUGA
Aspergillus terreus NIH2624 is the source of this 663-nucleotide messenger RNA. Its product is annotated as DUF292 domain protein. The coding region runs from base 1 to 663 and encodes 220 amino acids. Lineage: Eukaryota; Fungi; Ascomycota; Eurotiomycetes; Eurotiales; Aspergillaceae. Gene Ontology annotation, biological process: protein transport. The record is from RefSeq and is a predicted model, not a curated record. The transcript has 2 exons.